Adineta steineri is the source of this 807-nucleotide messenger RNA. Lineage: Eukaryota; Metazoa; Rotifera; Eurotatoria; Adinetida; Adinetidae. The record is from the annotation of a GenBank genome assembly.
AUGCUAAGUGAUUACACCUUUCUUUCCGAUCAUUCGUAUUCUCUACGACCUGUUGCUGAUGAUAAUGAUGAUUUGCCAUUGAAUCAACGUGAAGGAAAAACUAAGAAACGUUCUAGAUCAUCAAAUCGCAUUAAUAAAACAACAUUAACUUCAAAUCGUACUGUAUCAAUUGAUCGUAGUUCAAGUGAUAAAGAGAAUAAUUCAUUAAUUUCAUUGCAUUUAAAUCGUGUAUCAUUAUCAUCGACAAGUCCUGCAAUAAAUACAACUAAAUUAUCCAAAGAUAUACGAUUACAAAAAAAAACAAGUUCUCGUUUAUCUGUACAAACAACUAUGACUAAUUCACGUACACAAUCAGGAAAUAAACAAGAUAAUAAAACUCGAGCAAAAACUGGUAUCAAAUCGACACAAAGUAGCAUUGCUAAGAAGAAAAAAAUAACUAAUCGUGGCAAAACAAAAUCAAUUAAUAUUUCUCAAAAUAAUUCUAUUGAUAUUUUACCAUCAUUAUCUAUUGAAGAACGUGUAAAAUUACGUCGAACAAAACCACUUCAAUUAUCAACAACUAGUAGUGUUGAAACCAAACCUGUCAAAAUAAGUAAAUCUCAAUCGACAAAAAUUCGUCCUAUUCAACAAGAUAGUGAAUCAAUAACGAAUAAUUCAUCAUCGAAAAAACCAACUAAAAUAACGAAAUCAAGAAAAAAUUCUCCAGUUGUAUCGACAAUUAAAACGACGAAAUUAUUUCUUGGUUCAGGUCUUGAUCUUGACAAUAUUGUUCCCGGCAAUCGACAACGACGUAGUGUACAGACAUAA